Molecule: messenger RNA, 2597 nt
Organism: Nymphaea colorata (pocket water lily)
Lineage: Eukaryota; Viridiplantae; Streptophyta; Magnoliopsida; Nymphaeales; Nymphaeaceae
Product: UPF0496 protein At2g18630-like
Exons: 2
Coding region: 552-1493 (313 amino acids)
Source: RefSeq, a predicted model, not a curated record
AGAGCAAGAACAAGGGGGAGGGCGUGGACCCUUUGUAGCGGACUAGGAAGAGUCUUCGAAGACUCUUUGGCGAGGGAGACUUUUAUUUAAAUGCUUCAUCCACCCCCUUCCAUCCAAGACGUUCUUUCUCCUCUAUCGAUUUCGAGCAAAAUCUCUCCGCCAGCCCAUUAGCGUGUAGAGAAGGAUGGGUACUGACGGUCCAGUCGGCAGCAGCAGCUAUCCGGAGCUCGAGCAGGGCCGAGCUUGACUUUGGCAUAGCCUCGCUCUAUAUCCAGCUGUUCAAGUUUGUUAGAAAAGUGUGUACAUUACUGUGAUAAAGACAGACACCACGUUGAAAACGUCACAUCCUGUAAUGGACUUUGCUUUGGCCGGCGAAAACAUCACUCUUGCAUCGGACUUACUUUCACAGGCGUCCGCCCUCUCUGCUUCCUCCUACAUAAGAUAGAUGGUGCAUAGCAGUACUCCUUCCAGAACCCACAAAAGACUACAGCAAAUUAAUUCGCAGCCUAAAUAGUAGUUAGCGGGAAGUGGAAUUACAGCAAACACAAACCAUGGCUAAUGGUACCAGCUUCUACUCGACCAGCAUGCACCAUUACCAGCAAGCGUGCCGGGAGGAUCCAAAGUUGUCGACCAACGACGAAAAGUUUCAGCAGAGGAUGAAGAGCAUGGUGCAGGGCAUCCACUCUCAUGGACAUGAAGAAGGUAAUAGCAGCACCCUUAUUCUUUCCUUUGAUAUCAUAAAGGAGGCGACCAUAUCCAUACGCGAGAUUAACAACUUAGCUGUUGGGGAGAUAUUGGCCUACAAGCAAGACAUAGGCAAUGCCCAAAUCCUCCCGAUGGUCAAGAGUUACUUCGAGCUUUGCAAGACGACAUUGGAUUCCUUACGUGAGUUGAAGGUACGUCUCCAUUGCACCAUAAACAAACUGAUGGCGUUUCGUGGCGGCCAGCCUGUGAAUAAGAAGGUGAGGGAAACAGUCACAUUUGCUGAGGGCGCCGUGGACUGCUUUUUUCUCUCGCUUCCCGGUCUUAUCCAGAAGCACGUCCAGGUGCUCCACAAGCUGCAGCUGGCAAGGGAUAAGGAAAUGCCAACCAGAGCAGGGAAAGCAAAGAACCCAACACUUCGAAGAGUAAUCAUGAUCAUGUUCUGUACUGUGUUCGCUGGCGCCGUGAUCAUUUCGAUCUUGGCAGCAACCCUGCAUGCACCCCCAAUUUUGGCGGUGCUCUCGGUGGCCGUCAUCAACAUAUUGAGCUGGCGUCCUUUCGUCAAAUGGGUGGAAGGUUUCUGGGCCAUAAGCAAGGAAACGAAGGGAGUGGCCACGGGGGAGAAGAGAAUCAUUGUAAUUCGAGAAUUGGAGGACAUCAAACUUUUAACGGUAUGGAAUGGGGACAGAGCAGUCGUGUUGAAGACAAUGGCUGAAUUGAGUAAGCAGAUAGAAAAAUGCUACGAUGAGAUUUGCAUGGCAAGAAGGAACAUUUUGUCAAAAUUUGCAUAGCUCUAGAGGCGCAGAGAUCGUGCUAGAGUAUUUGUCUACCAGCAAAGAGCCCGUUUGGAGGAGAAGAAAGAUGCAUUUCUGGAGAAAAUGUCUAGGAAGUUUGAUAACUUUACAAUGAACGAAUAAAUAGUAGCAAUAUGUAAGGGGAAAAUGUUAAUUUGGGAAAACAAAAAAAGUUUUUUUUUUUUUUUGAGAAAUCUUUCUAUGAUCGUCUUCCAAAUUCCAAUUAAUUCACGCACACACCCCACACACAAUCUCUCUCUCUCUCUCCCUCAGUGACUUUUUUUAGGGUCCGUUUGAUGCACGAGAAGAAUUUAAUGUGGUAAAUUUACCAUGGUAAAUUUUUUUGAAAAAAUUUACAGGAUGAAAUUUCUCUCUCUUUCAAUUUGAGGUCAUGUUUGAUGACAGGGUAGAAUUUAACGUGGCAAAUUUAACCAGAUGCACAUGUUAGUUUUUUUGUUUGAUGCAGAGGGUAAAAAAUUUGAAAUAUAAAAUUUCCACAGUUGACGAGGACAUUGAUAUUGCUCCAAAGUACAUCCUUCCUAUGUUGUCCAUGCUGCCAGAUGAUCCUGAGGAAAGUGUCCGAAUUUCUUAUGCUAGCAACAUUUCCAAGAUUGCUCUCACUGCUUUCAGGUUUCUUAUUCAUUCAGAAAGGUUGAAGCAGUUGUUGUCCUGAAUUUGCAAAAUAAAAAGUCAUCAAGUUGCAAUAGUAUAAGUGAACCAUUUGAACAAAUUCAGGACUCAUGUAAUGAUGCCCAACUUGUUCGAUUGAGAAAGUCUAUUGGUGAGGUUCUGCAAGAACUGGUUAUGGGGCCAAAGCAAACACCAAACAUUAGAAGGGCACUUUUGCAUGACAUUGGCAAUUUAUGUUGUUUCUUUGGUAAGAUGCAGAGCAAUGAUUUCUUGUUGCAAGAAGCCCCAAAAGGGGUUGGCUUAGCCAGCCAUUAGAGCUGCAGAGCAGCAAGUCUAUUAAUACUGCUGCUCUACGAGCUCGACCAGAAGUUGAGGUUGGGGCUAGGCUAAGACCAGUUGAAAUAGUCAUGUCCAGUAUGUCUGGUAGUCUAUAUGUAAGAGAAGCUUCAACCACAGAUAAGUUGCAAUUCU